Messenger RNA from Numida meleagris (helmeted guineafowl), 2586 nucleotides. RefSeq names its product IKBKB interacting protein (gene IKBIP). The record is from RefSeq and is a predicted model, not a curated record. The transcript has 4 exons. The coding region runs from base 226 to 1341 and encodes 371 amino acids. NCBI's taxonomy places the organism in Eukaryota, Metazoa, Chordata, Aves, Galliformes, Numididae.
GCCCGAGGAUCUUGCUUUUAGCAGGGAGGGAACGGCAGCCUUUAUCUUCACGUGUAUAUCCACAGCAUGGCUGAUUGUGCAGAAGUUAGCUGAGGUGGCGCGGGCAGAAGUUGGAGGAGCGGGUGGAGUUUUUUCAGCAAACGUCAGAGCCGCGCUCUGCAGCGCAUUGGAAAGAAAAAAAAAAAAAAGUUUUCACCAAGCUUUCUGUAAGUGAACUUCCAUAAAAUGUCACAGUGCUCAGCUCUAUUGCUCCCGCUCUUUAAAAAAUACAAAAUGUCUGAAGUUAAGCAGAGGAAAAAAGGUCUUCCUUCGUCCAAGAGCAGCGAAGAUUCCCAGAAGCUCGAGAAGCACAGCAGCCGUGGGAAGGUGGCGAGCCCCAGGGUGAGCCAUGAUCACAGUUCAGCUCGGAUGGACUCACGAAUGGCCUUGAGCGUGGUUUCUCUCACUGCCUGCCUGGUGCUGGCCUGGUUACUGUUUCAGCAGUCGAGUCGAUUUGCUGAUAUGGAAAAAAGGUACAAUUUUUUGCAGCAAGAGGCUGAAAGAUUCCUGGACAUGGAAAACAAAGUUAGCUUAAUUUCUGAAAAGUGUGAAAAUACGUUGAACUUAAUGGAGCAGCUGGAACAUCUUCAGGUACCUUCUCACAUGAAACGUCUACAGGAAGACAUUUACACGAUGACAACGUGGUCGAGCAGCAUAGUUAAAAAGAAUGAAGAACUGCAGAAGAAUUUGACGACCCUUUUUCAUGCAGUUGCGAGUGUUGAAGAGAAUGCAGCUUCUGUAGCAAAAAAUGUAACUUUGAAGAUUGUGACGGUGAAAACUGACAUAAGACGUAUUUCAGGCCUGGUCUCGGAGAUGACCGCACUGGCAGAUUCUUUGCAAGCACUAGAAGAUAAGGUAGAAAAAGGCGAAAAGAAGACCAUAGAAAAUAUAGGUGAUCUGAUUACCAGUAGCAUCGACCGAAGUACGAAACUACAAAGCUUGGCAUCCAGCAACGCAAGAAAAAUUGAACAAAUUAAGACAGCAUUGUCUGAGUUAAGGAGUGACUUUAACAAACAUUCAGAUAGGCUUUUGAAUCUCGAAGGUGACAGAGCAAAAGUUCUGAAGACGGUUACUUUUGCGAAUGAUUUAAAACCCAAGAUGUACAAUCUUAAAAAGGAUUUUGCCAUCUUGGAGCCAUUAAUAAAUGACCUAACACUGAGAAUAGGGAGAUUAGUUGAGGAUGUGUUACGACGGGAGAAAGAAAUUGCUUUACUGAAUGAGAAGUUGGCCAAUCUAACAAGAGUUGAGGCUGAGGUCAAAGGUAUGAAAGAUGAAAUAGCCAAGAUCUCGGACAUUAAUUGAUCACUAGGAAAGACACUGCCUACAGAAUAGCAGUGUUUGAGGAGUGUUACUCCAUCAUGAGUAGUACUAAGAAGAAAGACAACGUUUAAAGGCUUCAUUUGGAAGCACACUGGAACUUACAAACUUGUCCUCUUUCUUUUAAGAGAGCAGAAAAAAAAAUCAUACUGAUUUUGAGGGAAAACAAGCUAUAAUAUGAGCAGAAAAAACUUGUUUCUGUGCAUAUUUGUGUCUUUCCGAAGGGUGACAGAUGCUAUAUUUAAUAAACUGCUUGUUUUGUACAAUAAAAUGGUAGUGAAGCAUAGAAUGUUGAUCUUCAGCUUUCCUGAUUCAAAAGAAGGAAUAAAAUUGUGGUCUCCAGAUAAACAAAAGCUAAUCAAACCGCACUAGCAAUUUAGUGCUUGUCUCAAUACAUUAACUCAAGUUUUUGUAAACCACAGGAGUUUCCUAUUUUAUUUUUUAAGAGGUAAAUGCAGGGAACCAAGCAAUGCCCAGAAAUACUGUUGAUGCCCAGCAAAAAGUCUUUCCUAUAAAUCAUUAUUUAUUUUCUGUGAGGCUUUAUGGUUGCAAUUACAUAAUUGUGCAGCAUUAUUAGGUAUUUAAAACACAGAACUCCAUAUGGGAGUGGUGCUUUGAAAGACCUACUAAUGUUAUUGAUGGCCUUCUCCCAGUGUUACCGUAUCCGCACAGGAAUCCUAACGGUGUUAUUCAGUGUUGCUUAGCCUGUUAAAUACUACAGCUAACAGCAAGAUUAGCAAAGAGAAGCUAUUUCGGUGUCAAAGAGUGAGAUUGAUACAAGCCCCUGACAGUAUUUCUGUGGUGAAGAGCAAGAGCUUAAGAUACCUGCGACAUUUUAAAAUGUAGUGAGAGACUGAAGUAGCAUGAUACUGAGAUAUCAUCUAGCGAAGAGAUGAAAAUGCACUAAGUAGGAACAGAAAUCACUAUAAAAACAAUGAAGAAAGAUGGAGCGAUUGAGAAAAAUCCCUAAAAAUGAAAUUAUAUCAAGAAGUAUAACCUGAUAGUAUUGUCUCCAUAACUCAUCAAUCGUUUAGAUGGUCGUAUCUGAAAACAUUGCAGCUGCUUGGCUCUCAAGUUGAUGGAAGAUAUAAUAAUCAUUCCUCUCCCUCACUCUUCUCAUCCUCAUUCAGCAUUCCAUAAUUUUUGCACUUCUUCAUGUUCCCAAUCUUCUGUACCUUGCUUGCUGUGUUGCUUUUAGUAAACCAUAAAUGUUUAAGGUUGAACCGUAAA